AUGUCUGCCUUCGGUACUCUCCAUUCUCAGCGGGCUCCUGAUGAAACAGGAUCUGAAAUUAAGAUUGGGCCAUCUUAUCAACAUUCUGUACCAUUGAAAGAAAUUCGGGUUUCAGUGACUCCACAUGACCUUAUUUCCUUGUCCAAAAUUGAAGAGGUUAGUUCUGGUGAUUUGCGAUAUCACUAUUCGAAUGAUCAAGAAGUCGUCCAACAUAUGCGACAUUAUGGUCCUAUGUUUAAGGCUAAGGUUCUUGAGUUGGUUGAUAACAGAGAUGAUGGUGAUACUACUCAUAAGGUUACUAGUGAGUUUUUUCCUAGCCUUCAUCGCAUCUUAUUGGAGAAGAAAACCCGUGGUAACUUUUCCUUUAGAGGGAGAGCUCAAUUUCUUUCUUAUCUUAUGGAAUGGACAGAAACAAUUUUACGUCUUCAUCGUGGUACUUUGACUGAUACAGGGAUUUAUGGUGCCAUAGCUGUAUCUAGGUUCCCUUUUUUAAUUGAGAAUAACAUAUGGCGAGCUUUUACAGAACUUUGGGGGCCUUUAGCUAAUACCUUUCACCACAGCAGCGGCGAAAUGGGCAUUUCUUUAUAUGACUUGAAAGUCAUUGGUGGCUUACCAAUUUUGGGGAUUCCUUAUGAGGGAUUUAUUCCUUUAAAUGCUAAAUUGAUGCAAGGGCCUAUGCGUAUCCCCAUUGUUGUGGAACUUUUAAGGACUCAUGCUCAAAUUUGUGACCAUUUGAACAGUACAAAAGUAACUUGGAAGCAAUGGGUCGAAUAUUUUUACAGAGGGCAAAAGGUUUUUGAAGGUAUUAAGGGAGCUUCUACCUCCAAACCCUCAAAGAAGACUUUAAAAAGGAAGGAUGCCAAACAAAUUGAUGUACGCUCCCUUCCUUUAAGUGCAUCCAAGGAGUGUAUUCUUGCAGCUUUCAUAUCUUUCUGGUUAAGUCGGUUUGUUUUUCCUUAUCAAGGUUAUGAUGCAAGGCCCGAAACAUUUCAUAUGGCUUCAUUAAUGGCACAAGGGGUCAGAGUUUCACUUGCACCUUCUGUUUUAGGAUGUAUUUAUCACGAUUUAAAUAUUGCAGCUACACAUGUGCAAGGUCAAGGCCAAAGUUUCUUGCCUAUACAUUAUGUAUUAGGCUGGUUGGUUGAACAUUUUCGUGACCUCUAUAGCAAUUGGAGCUCCUCUAUUGAUUUGCCUUUUUUAAGCAAAUAUGUUGGGGUACCAGCUGAGAAUCAGAGUCUUAAUGCAGCCCGCCGUAUUUUAAGAGAAGAAGAUUAUGUCAUUCACCGACCAUAUUCUUUCCCUGCUGAAGAAGAUUUUGAUUGUAUGGACAAUGAAGACCUAUCUGAAGAUAGAUUUGAGAUGUUGGUUUCUAUGCAUUCUUCUAUGUUACCUGUGAGAGUAGGUAAAGAACUAUAUGUUGAGCCAUACUUUCCCAAUAGAUUUUCUCGCCAAUUUGGUUUUGAUCAAGGUGUGCCCUCAAAUGAACUUCGUUAUAGUUUUUCUCGAAGAAUGCAAUGUGGGAUAGCUGGCGUUGCUGAAGCCUGGACCUUGAUUUUAAGGAGAAAUACUGGUAUUCGUUUUCAUAUCCCUAAUAUGACUCGUAUGGGUCAGUGUACUUGGUGGUACUGUCGUUGGUGGGCAAGGACUUGUAUGCCUUUGUUAGGGAGAUCUGUCAAGAAUCUUCAUUUAGAGCUCUCAAAGCAACCUUAUGAAGAAGAGGAUCCUAAAUAUAUCAUUAAGGACAUUCGAGAGAUUUAUUCAACUCUUGACGAAGUCUUUAUAAAGUGUACUCCCAAUGAUACUGAAUUUUCUAAUGCCAACUAUGUCGAUGUUGGGUCAGAUAGUGAUGAUACCUCAGAAGUACAUUUCAAAAGGAAAAAGCAUACGAAAACCCUUGAAAUUAAUCAAGAUGAAAAUAUAACUUUCCCAAUUACACAGGAUUCAAUUAAUGCACCCCUUGACAUUUGUAUUGAUGCCCCCAGUUCGAGAGUAGAUGAGCUUGUUGAUUUUGAUGAGUCUGAUGACCAUGUUAAUGUUGAGUUUUCUGAUGAAAUGUUGUCUCGAGAGAAUAUUGUUCCACCGGAACAAAUCUCAUUUAUGUCUGUUUUAGCAAUUACCAACUCAAAUUUAAAGGAAUACACCAAGGAGUUUGUAGUUGAAAGUGCUAUAGAUAUUGAUAUAUCUCACAUCCAUGAUAUAAUUAAUCGCGGUGAAGAAAAUUUGGCUACCAUAGAUAGACUGUCUACGUCUGUGUCGAACAAGAAACAAGUUUUGGAAGAUCUUAAGAUUAAGGAGGCGGGAAUUAUUGCGGCAGAAUUGGCGUUACAACAAAGACGAACUGAAUACGAGACUGAAAAAGCAUCAGCCGAAAAAGAUCUUUCUAAUCUUGAGGACUCAUUGAAGCAGCAUCAACAGAUUGAUGAGAGGAUAAAGCAAUCAAAGCUUGAAGCUGGUGUGGAAAAAUUCUAUGAAGUCGAAAGAGCUAAAGUUGCAAAAAAACUCACGAAGAAGAAUUUCAGAAGAUCCACAAUUCUUUGA
Molecule: messenger RNA, 2538 nt
Organism: Humulus lupulus (European hop)
Lineage: Eukaryota; Viridiplantae; Streptophyta; Magnoliopsida; Rosales; Cannabaceae
Exons: 2
Coding region: 1-2538 (845 amino acids)
Source: RefSeq, a predicted model, not a curated record